Molecule: messenger RNA, 2206 nt
Organism: Anas platyrhynchos (mallard)
Lineage: Eukaryota; Metazoa; Chordata; Aves; Anseriformes; Anatidae
Source: RefSeq, a predicted model, not a curated record
UGUUGCCGCUGAGAUACAAGUAAAACUAGCGUGUGCUGCAGUGUGUGAGAGGACAGGAAAAACAGUGGGGGCUCAACAAAAGCAGCGGAUGUAGCAGGUUCUUAGGCAAGGCCCCCACUGAUGAGAGCCUCUGGCUGUGGGCCAGGCUCAGGUGGCCACAGAAAACUAACAGCACAGCCCCGAGCUGAACCGCAAGCCUCUGCCCCACCGUCCCCGGCUCAGAGCAAAGCAGAAACUUGAAGCAGACGCUGCUCCGCAAAAGCAGUGCCCCAAAAGAUGCUGGGGCAGGCGCCAUGGGCAAGGCUGUCUCCUUCUGGCUGUGCGAUCCUGCUGUUGGUGCUCUGUGGCAGCAUGAGCUCCCAGGACAUCUGCAGCUCCCCAGGUACUCGUGAGUCCUUCCCUCCCAGACCCAGGGCACUUGGAAGCCCAACCACUGUGAGCUCUGCCCUAUGGCAGCCCUUCACUGCUGUGUCUCCUGCAGGGGAUCUCCAAGCUCCUGCUCUCCAAAUGAACUCAACUUCUGCUCAGCCAGGUACCAGAGUUGUGCUCCAGUGUAUUCUCCCUGUGGUGUCACAUGCAAGACGAAUCAUCUUCUGCAAGGAUGGGACGGAGGAGUACAGCCAGAAAGCCCAGCAAGGGCAGCUGAGCUAUUCCGUGGUCCUGAACAUCACAUCAGGAAGUGCAGGAAAAUAUACAUGUGGGUACCAGGCGCUGAAUGAGAAGAAACAUAUGAGUUCUGCCCUCAGUGCUUGCCAAAUCCUGGAUGUCCCUGGUGCAGGUGCUGGCGUGACCACCCAGGACAUCGGCAGCUCCCCAGGCAAUGUGGUGAGCUCCCCAGCAAGUCCAUCAUCACCAGCUCCACAUAACUGGAUCCCGCACGCCCUCCCCACAGGCAUGGUGCUGGCAGUGGCGGCCGUCAGCCUCGUCCUCCUGGCUGCAGGCAGCUGGUUUGCCAUCAGGAAAGGUGCCUGCAGAGGGAGAUGCCCAAGGCAGCAGCACGUUGACGGACCACAGAUGGAAACCACAGACAACGGCGAAGUCACAUACUCCACCAUUGCCCACGUUCGACGGGACAGGCCUCGUCCCAUGCAGCACAUGAGCGACACCACGACGUAUGCCACAGUGAGCCGCACCCAGACCCGAUAGCGCUGCCACAGGGCAAGGGCACAGGAGCCUUGUCCACAGCCGCCUUUGCUCUCCUGCAGAGUUCUUGUGCAGUCAUAUCAUGGGGUUGAGGGUUGCACUUUGGGCAUCUCUGGAAUUUGCUGUCACAGGGAACGGCUGUGUUUGUCUAGCCAAGAGGAUGAAGGACUCAUAUUUCUUUUUGCAAUGAAUUAAUACCUCUAAAAUAUGUCAGGUGUACCAAGUAAUAAUAUGAGUGUAUCAAUGCUUUUUUUUCAUGUGAAACCAUCUCCCUGUGCUCACUGGAAAUUAUGUAUUCCUAAACUGCAUGAUAAAGUCACAGGGCUGCUCUUCCAUGCACCCACACAGAUGGACAUUUGGACCUAUAGGGACCUAUAGGGACCGGUAUCACUGCAGGGAGGUGCUUGCAUGUGUCUGAGAAUUGGCAUGUGCGCUGGAGAUGUCGUUUUGUUUAGAAGAAAAAUAAAAAUCUCUGGAUGUCCAUAAAUCCACGGGUCACGAUGGGAUACUCAAGAUGCUCAUGCCAGGAGCUGAGGGAGUUGGAGGAAGUCAUUGCUAGGCCAUUAUCCAUUAUCCGUGGUAAGUAAUGGGCAUCAGGAAAGUUGCCUGAGGACUGAAGGAAAGCAAAUUUUACUCCAGUCUUCCAAAGGGGAAAGAAGGAUGACCCAGGUAACUAUAGACCAGUCAGCCUCACCUCCAUCCCUGCAAAGCUGAUGGAACAACUUAGCGUUGGCAUUGUCUCCAGGCAUAUCAAGGAUAAAAGUGUCAUUAGGGGCAGUCAACAUGGUUUCACCAAGGGGAAGUAAUGCUUGACCGAACUGAGAGCCUUUUAUGAGGAUAUAGGUGGGAGGAUAGAUGAUAUUAAAGCAGUGGAUGUGGUCUAUCUUGAUUUCAGUAAAGCCUUUGACACCAUCUCCCACAGCAUCCUUGCAGCUAAACUGAAGAAGUGUGGUCAGGACGAUCAGGUAGUGAGGUGGACUGUGAUCUUUCUGAAGGGAAGAAGCCAGAGGGUUGUGGUCAAUGGGGUGGAUGCGAGUUGGAGGCCUGUAUCUGGUGGAGUCCC